This is a messenger RNA of Fukomys damarensis (Damara mole-rat), 1430 nucleotides long. It is a transcript of the gene Mboat4, whose product is annotated as membrane bound O-acyltransferase domain containing 4. The record is from RefSeq and is a predicted model, not a curated record. Gene Ontology annotation, biological process: lipid modification; peptidyl-serine octanoylation. Bases 76 to 1407 code for a protein of 443 amino acids. NCBI's taxonomy places the organism in Eukaryota, Metazoa, Chordata, Mammalia, Rodentia, Bathyergidae. The transcript is spliced from 3 exons. Gene Ontology annotation, molecular function: serine O-acyltransferase activity. Gene Ontology annotation, cellular component: endoplasmic reticulum membrane.
CUCGCCCAGACCUCAGACCAUAGAAAAAGACCAGGGAGAACCUGGCUGCAAUUUUUCUUGCCAGAAAAUUGCAGAAUGAUGGUGUCCCUGUCCUGCUUCAUAAUGGAUUGGUUCGAGCUGUUCUUCCUCCAUCCUGUAGCAUUUUAUCAAGGGGCUGCCUUCCCUUUUGCACUUCUGUUUCAUUAUCUCUGCAUCUGGGACUCAUUUUCUACUCGGGCCAGGUACCUGUUUCUCCUGGCUGGAGGAGGUGUGCUGGCCUUGGCUGCCAUGGGCGUCUAUGCUGUGCUUGUUUUCAUCCCUGUGAUCUGUGCCGUGCUUUUGGUCUCCUUGCUUGAACCUCAGGAGGUCCAUAAGUGGACUUUCUUCUUUCAGAUGAGCUGGCAGACCCUGUGUCACCUGGGUCUGCACUACACUGAAUACUAUUUGCAAGAGCCUCCUUCCCUGAGGUUCUGCAUUACUCUUUCUUCUCUCAUGCUCUUGACCCAGAGGGUCACAUCCCUCUCUCUGGACAUCUGUGAAGGGAAAGUGGAAGCAACAACAGGAAGCAUCGGGAGCAGGAGCUCUUUGUCUGAGUGUCUGUGUAAGGCUCUGCCCUAUUUCAGCUACUUGCUCUUUUUCCCUGCUCUGCUGGGAGGCCCUCUGUGUUCCUUCCAGAGAUUUCAGGCUCAUGUUCAAGGGUCCAGCUCCUUGUGUGGUUGCUCCUUCUGGGCUCUGACCUGGAGGGGCCUGCUGGUUCUUGGACUGGAGUGCUUAAAGGUGGCCUUGAGCAGCGUGGUGAGUGCAGGAACAGGACUGACUGACUGCCAGAAACUGGAGUGUGUCUAUGUCCUGUGGUCCACGGCUGGGCUCUUCAAACUCACCUACUACUCCCAGUGGAUCCUGGAUGACUGGCUCCUCCACGCAGCCGGCUUUGGGUCUGAGUUUGAUCAGAGCACUGGUGAGGAGGGAUAUGUACCUGACGCGGACAUUUGGACACUGGAAACAACCCACAGGCUCUCCCUGUUCACGAGAAAGUGGAACAGGAGCACAGCCCGGUGGCUUCGCCGGCUGGUGUUCCAGGGCAGCAGCGGCUGGCCACUGCUGCAGACCUUUGCCUUCUCGGCCUGGUGGCAUGGCCUCCACCCAGGACAGGUGUUUGGCUUCCUGUGCUGGGCUGUGAUGGUAGAAGCUGACUACCUGAUUCAUGCCUUUGCCAACUUAUCUAUCAGCUCCUGGCCUAUGAGGCUGCUCUACAGAAGUCUCACCUGGGCCUCCACCCAGCUUAUUGUUGCCUACAUAAUGCUGGCCGUGGAAGGCAGGAGCCUCUCUUCUCUCUGGUCCCUGUGUAAUUCCUGUAACAGUGUCCUUCCCAUGGUAUACUGUAUUUUGCUUUUUUUAUUAGUGAGGAGAAAGCGCAAAGUUAACUGACAUCUUUCCUUGUCUUUCAUCUU